This is a messenger RNA of Anoplopoma fimbria (sablefish), 2172 nucleotides long. It is a transcript of the gene lysmd3, whose product is annotated as LysM, putative peptidoglycan-binding, domain containing 3. Gene Ontology annotation, biological process: Golgi organization. Gene Ontology annotation, cellular component: Golgi apparatus. The coding region runs from base 130 to 1104 and encodes 324 amino acids. The transcript is spliced from 3 exons. Lineage: Eukaryota; Metazoa; Chordata; Actinopteri; Perciformes; Anoplopomatidae. The record is from RefSeq and is a predicted model, not a curated record.
AGCGGUAGCGACUCAACGGUAGCUAGCAGGUAAGACAGGUGAGAGCGACGGUAAUCUGGUGGAAGUAUGGAUGUUAUCCAGGUCAGCUGAUUGAUCGGUGUCCUCAUCCUCAGUACAGUGAAGAAAAAAAUGUCCAGUAUAAACCAGCACUAUGGGUUCCAGUCAGCCACUAUGGUGCAGCCUGCCAAUGGCGGUCAUGCCUAUCUGUUUGGAAACAAUGGCUCAGAGAAUGACUUGUCAGAGGAGGAUGGGGAGAGCUAUGAGCUGCGGCCACGUGGCAGAGAGAGGCUGCGGAGAAGCACCUCCAGAGAGAGGAUGGACGACAUUAUCUACCUGACCAGAGAUAUCCAGGAGGGUGACACCCUGAACAGCAUUGCCCUGCAGUACCAUUGCUCAGUGGCUGAUAUAAAGCGUGCCAACAACUUCUUGACAGAGCAGGACUUCUUUGCCCUGCGGUCAGUCAAGAUUCCUGUGAGGCGCUUUAGUGUCCUCACUGAGACUCACAGCACUGGACCUCUCAAACCUGCCUCCUCCUCCUCCUCCUCCUCAGGUGCCAGGCACCUCCAACAGAUCUCACCUGUUGCUUCCCUUCCCUCUGAGUCCUCCACAGACUCUUCCUGUUCCACCGACAGUGUGGAAGGAUUUCUCAUGGAGAAGGACAAGGACAUUGAGCGGCUGGUGAAAUCCACAGGUCCGUCUCGGAACAGUCUGAAUGAGGUUGUGUCCUCCUUAACGCAACAGCAGCCGCUGCUAGGAGAAGUGGAGUAUAAACCGGUGCAGAGAAAGGACCCUUAUUAUGGGGCAGACUGGGGCAUGAGAUGGUGGACGGCUGUGGCCAUUAUGCUGGUUGUUGGCAUUGUCACACCUGUGUUUUAUUUGCUGUACUACGAGGUUCUUGUGAAAGCUGACGUCAGCCAUCAUAGCAAUCCUACGCAAGCUCAUGGCAAUGAACCUCUCCAAGGCAAUAAUUUAAACCUCCCUGUUGGAGAAGACAAGGCAGGGGCUGGACCUGGACACAAAGAUGGUAAUGUGGUUAAUAGAGAUCCACAGGCACAUGUGGCCAAAGCAGGAGACGGUAAACACGGAGGGCAAGAGAAAACAUAAGGGAUUAUAACUUUACCUACAAAUGUGUUGCUAACUCAGAGACCGAAUAAAACUAGGUGGAUGUUCCUAUUAAGAAGUUUUUUAUAAACUUAAUACAUCAAAGCAAUUUGUCUGACAAGGACAGUCACUUUAUAGUGGGGGCAUUCAUUUUUAUAUGGUUGAGAAACUAGGAAUAAGGGUGUGGCCACUGUCAUUCCUUGUCUGUCCAUUAACAGUAAAACGCUUUACAACAAGGAGUAACAAUGGGCAACAAUGAAAUAAAAACAUUAAGCUUUGCUUAACAGUUAUCAUCAGUGUAGCCAAAAGACUUGAGGUAAGGUUUUGGUUAUCAUCUAUGCUGCUGCAUUCUCAGUAAGUUGCACACAAACUAUACCCAGGGAUUUCAAAAGGAAACUGAGACCAACAGCUAAACUUCAACAUGUGUUUUUUCAACAAUGUCAGAAAAUUAAAUCAAUUUUUUUGCCAUAUUGGAAAUUGUGUAUUUUCCAACGCUAUUCCUUUGGAAAGUAGGAUUGCUGCCAUUGAGUUCAAUAUAUAAUUAAUUUAUUUCAAGACUAUAAAGAUAUUUACACUAUCAGUAUUGAGAGGUACCAGUUGCAUUGCAUUUUUUAAUUUCCAUAAAAGUCUUGGAAAGAACUCUUUUUUUUUUUUUUUUUUCCUCCUUUGUUUCAAAGCAUGGGGAGGAAAAUGGGAAAUGCACAUUAUUCCCACAAAGACUCACUUUUGUAAUUAUGGGAGAUUUUAGACUUUGUUAUAUAGCCCUUUUAUUUUAUCCGUGUUCACUUGAUACUUUAUGAACAAGCAUUACAUGUGUUGACAGUAUGUGCCUUUCAACCUGUGGAAAUGUGCCACAGGCUGUUAAAUAAAUAAAUCUAUUUUGAAUAAAUUAUUGCCAGUGUGCGCAUAGUUUGGCAUUUCUUAUUUACACAAGUCUUUAAAGGAAAGCACCUCAAGAUCACACAAAACAAAACAACAAAAACUGACACUCUGAUAAACACUAUUUGCACCGUAUCUACAAUAUUUAACCAAUAGAGGCAAUCACAUACUGAUUGUUAACUUCAACAGUAA